Molecule: messenger RNA, 2765 nt
Organism: Sphaerodactylus townsendi
Lineage: Eukaryota; Metazoa; Chordata; Lepidosauria; Squamata; Sphaerodactylidae
Gene: UPK1B
Product: uroplakin 1B
Exons: 8
Coding region: 173-955 (260 amino acids)
Cellular component (GO): membrane
Source: RefSeq, a predicted model, not a curated record
AACAGGUCUGACCAGAUGCGAAGCUUUCUCAUGUGAUAGGCCCCCUACCAAUCAUGCACCACUGUUCUUAGAUGCCUGGGGCUCUUUUAAAGAGCGAUUGAGGGGAAUUUGUUGAGCACUGCAGGUGUGUUUGGGUCAGCAGAAGAGCAAAGAAGGCAGAAGGUUGCUGAAGAUGGCCAAAGGAGAGACUGGUGUGCGAUGUUUCCAAGCCUUGCUCAUCGUGGGCAAUGUCAUUAUCGGGCUCUGUGGCCUCGCCCUGAUGGCAGAGUGCAUAUUCUUUGUGUCAGAUCAAAAUUCAUUGUAUCCUCUGCUGGAAGCUACUGACAAUGAUGACAUCUAUGGUGCUGCCUGGAUUGGGAUCUUCACUGGCUUUAGUUUCUUCUGCCUGUCUAUACUUGGUAUUGUUGGAGUCUUGAAGUCAAACAGAACAAUGCUGUUGGUGUAUAUCUGCUUGAUGCUGAUUGUCUUUGCCUUUGAAGUGGCCUCGAGCAUCACAGCAGCCGUGCACAGAGACUUUCUUACUCCCAACCUUUUCUUGAAACAAAUGCUUGGAAAAUACCAGAAUCCAGAGCCAGCCAACAAUGAUGACAACUGGAAGAGUGCGGGUGUUACCAGGACAUGGAACCGUCUCAUGUUGGAGAAUAAAUGUUGUGGUGUGAAUGGGCCAUCAGACUGGCAGACCUAUACCUCUGUCUUCAGGACUGUGAAUAAUGAUGCAGAUUUUCCCUGGCCCCAUCGGUGCUGUGUCAUGGAUACCCUAGGCAAAGCGAUCAACUUGGAUGGCUGCAAAUUAGGAGUGUCUGGCUAUUUUCACAACACGGGCUGCUAUGAAACUAUUGCUGGCCCAUUGAACAGACACGCCUGGGGUGUUGCCUGGUUUGGCUUUGCUAUUCUCUGCUGGACUACUUGUGUCCUCCUUCUCACCAUGUUCUACUGGAGCAGAAUUGAAUAUUAAAAGAGCUGCUGUCCACCAACCCGUCCUCUUUGGAAUCUACAAAUUAGUUAUUUUUAACGAGAUGUGUGUUGCCACUAUUUCUUUUAUGGAGAGACUCUGAAGAUCACUCCUUAAUCCGUCUCUCCUCAGUGGUGACCUCUUUCCAAACUCCUUCCUUUUGAAUAUAGCAAACUAGUAUCUGCAGAGGAGCAGAGCGAUGGGUGGUAAAAAGGGGCAGCUUCCUUAAUGCUCUGACAACUUGUGUUCAACAUCAUUAGAUGGGUAUGCAAUGCCGAGAGGUAACAGUAUGGAGCAAAUUACCCCAAACACAUCAACCAAUUUGAAGGAGCAAGUAUGUUAUGUUUUCAAAACUCCAUCAGAAAUAUUACUGAAAGAAUUUCCCUCUGCUUUGUAAGCAUAUGUUAACAUUUCUUCACAGAGGUUAAAAAAACACUUUACUGUGUUUCAACUCUCUUUUUUUUUGGUGGGAGAGAUGUAAGUGGAACUAGUAAAUAUGGCUAGUCAAUAGUUUUGAUCCAUUAACUACAUAUGUGACACCUGAAUUACCCAUGACUACCUCUUUUAUUGGAUCAGAGGUAACUUAGCAAUGGUAUGCACACCAACCCAUGGAACUGGGCCCAACCCUUAUUCUGUUUGAGUGACUAGCUCAGCAGAACCAUUUAAGCAACAGACCGUAGUAGCAGAAAAACUGUAUUGGCAAAACCGCUAACUGGAUCAUUUUAUUCCUCUGUUCCUAAAGUGAUCAGAAUUCAACGGAAGACCAAAUAAUUGUUUACUAUUGUUUACUAUUGUAACCAGCCACUUACAUAAGAAAUCUUUUUUAAAAAAACAUGGCCCAGUGUUUGAUAUUUUGUGUGCUUUUUCAUGGUAUUUUGUGUAUAUUUGUUGUGAAAUUUUGCGUUCAUUGUCUUAAAGUUACAUACAACUUUUUCCCCCUGAUGGGUUCAACUAGAUAAGAGCCUGCUCAGCUGCAGAGCCUUCUCAGAUCUUCAAAGACUUUAUUGCUCUUUAAACGAAGCAUCCGAGCGCUAAUUUAGAUGGUGCUAGGAAGUGAGAAUUUGGAUGGGUAAUUCUUCUCCCCCAUACUGUUUCCUAUCCCUGGUGCCCUAACUAGGAGGGCCCAAUUUAUGUUAAUUUGAUAUCUAAAAAGGCCAAUAUACCUCAAGGCGCUUACAAGAAAUGCGGAAGCCAAGUCACUGUCUAUCACAGCCCUGAUUCAAAUCCAGGACCCCAGUAGCUACUUUAAAGGAGAAUUAAAGACACAUCUUCACAGUCUCAUUUGGUUGUACGCUCUGUGAACCUUGUGCCAGGGUCAGUUCCAGGUUUGAAGGGGCCUUGGGCAGACAGUGCCCAGAGAACCCUGUUUGCCUACAAGCAGGCCUCAUACUUUUCCACCUCCACGUGUUCCCCAUCCUCUCACUUUCAUAAGCCCCUUUCACUGUGCAUGUUCUGUUGCCUGCAACAUCUGUGCACCCUUUCCCCAAACGUACUAGCUGGUGUAUGCCGCUGGAGUGCUGCUGUCAUGGCUACCACCAGCAUCACCUCUGUGUCCUAGCUGUGAGCAUGGAAGGCAAAGCAAACAGACUGAGAAGGGCAUGCAGACCCGAGAAAGGGGAGGUGUGCAGGUGUGAGAUCACCAGCAGUCUGUUCCGCCAGGAGCCAUGGGCACUGGUAUUCGUCCCACCUCAAGGUAUUCAGACACCAGCCUUGCCCUGAGUACCAUGAACACGCCACCUGCUCUGUUUAAGGGUUCCUCUGUAUUCGUUGUUCAAUCAUUAACAAUAAAGUGGAGUUUUGUACAAGAAAGAAA